AUGCUUGGCAAUGCCCUCAUCUUCCCCCACAUUUUCUACUGCCUGGCGGUCGUACAGGGGGUUGGCUCUGUCCUUGAUGGGCAACUCCAGCGUAUGAUCAAUCGUGCUGUAAGAUUUGUCACUGGCCUGCCGAGGGAUGCCUCGAUCUCUGGCCCUCGGCGUGACCUAGGAUGGCUAACCAUCUCAGACUAUAGGAUGCUGGCCAUGGGGACGCUGAUGUAUCGGGUUCUUGGCUCGGGUUCACCCGCAUACCUAGCGGAGCUCUUUGCUGCGUACACCUCAACUCAACCCCGAAGGCAGGUGCAGGCCCAGCAGGCUCUGGUGGUGCCAAGCUUUAGGACGGAGUGCUACAGGGCCGCAUUAGCGAUGGCUGGUCCUGUGAUCUGGAAUGGUAUCCCAGUUUCCAUCAGAGACCAAUCCUCGCCUGCGGCUUUCAAAACCAAUCUGAGGGGCUGGCUUAUGCAGAGAGAGAGCCAGAGAGCGUCCUAG
Messenger RNA from Diachasma alloeum, 489 nucleotides. RefSeq lists its product as uncharacterized. Bases 1 to 489 code for a protein of 162 amino acids. The record is from RefSeq and is a predicted model, not a curated record. The transcript has a single exon. NCBI's taxonomy places the organism in Eukaryota, Metazoa, Arthropoda, Insecta, Hymenoptera, Braconidae.